AUGGUGACGUGGGCGUUUGCUCUGUACCUCGGGGCCAAGCUUCGACAGGUAUGGCAUCAGAGGCUGGCGCUGGGCGAGGAGGAGUUGUCGGGCGGAAGACUCGAGGUCAUCGCUACCCCCGAUCGCCACGACUAUGCCGAGGUCAACAGCGCAGGUUCCCCCGAUGUGGCAGCGGUCCGCGGGGCGGCGGGUUUCCCCGUGGGGCCCGACGGCCUCCCGCCGAACGACGUCUACAGGUUCAGGUCGGAGCCGACGGCGGCGGAGGUGGCGGGUUCCACGGCGGCCGCGGUGGCCGAGGCAGCGGCGGAGGCGGCGGCUCUGGCCGCGGCACAGGGGCUUGCCGUCACGGCGGACGCCGCGCAGUGCCUGGUUCCAGUGGCCCCGCCCAAGUUGCUGGCCGGAGUUGGUGGGACGGCCGUGCCUGUUGCGGCAGCGGCGAUCGUGCCCGUGGCUGCGGGCGCUCCCCCCGCGGCCAUUCCUCCCGCGCAGGUGCCUCCGCCCGUGGGGCCGCGCCAGGGCGUCGGAGCUACCUACGGCGGGCACGAGCUGGAGGACGAGGUGCAGCGUGUGGCCGGGCCAGCGGCAGUCGGGACCAAGGACCUCCACGGGCUCGCCGACGGCUCGGGGCUGUUUGUGAUCAACCUCAGGCCCGACGAGGAGUAUUUCUUCGGCGGGAUCGUGGCGGCCGACGCGCGGACUCUCCCCGCGUGUCGGGACAAACUCGGCCGUCGCGAGCGGAGCUGGGCGGACAUGCGCGCGGCGGUCACGCGGGAUGAUUUCGGCAAGGAGUGGAUCCCCCUUGGCGUCCGCACGGCGGCGUGGUGCCUGGAGCCCAUCAACGCCGAAGGGGGCAGCCUCGACGGUCAUCGCGAUCGAUUCGGGUCUGUGUGCCGCCUUGAGCCGAAUGCCUGGGGCUUGGGCGAACACUUUCACCUCGCGGUGGCGGUCAAGGCAGCGCUCCUGGUCGACCAGCUGGACGGGGCCGACCUGGUGGCGAUCGAGAUGCUGCCGCGACGCGUGCAGACGAUCGAGUUUGACCAUCUCGAGCGGGCGAAGGAGGCGGAGUCCAAGGGCUACAGCGGACGUCUCAGCCAGGAGGAGCAGCAGGCCUUUGCGGGUCUCAGUCAAGGCUUGGGCCCUCCCAUGAUCUGCCCCAAGGCGCUGGGGGUCGUGCGUGCCAACGUGGAGCGGGAGGCGCAGCUCAACGAGGCCCUUCGGCAGGGUCGCGAGGAGCGCGAAGCCGUCCGCAAGAAGGGGGACCAGGGCUGA
Prorocentrum cordatum is the source of this 1269-nucleotide messenger RNA. The record is from the annotation of a GenBank genome assembly. Lineage: Eukaryota; Dinophyceae; Prorocentrales; Prorocentraceae.